GUUUUUGCACUGAAUGUAGCCAGGACGGACCCUUGUGGGCUUUAGCAGCCCGAGGAAACUGUCAAAGGCACUAUUUUGCAUUUCUGCAGUUUUGCACAGAUUCUGUUCCCAUGCAAACCGAUGAGGGAGAAAUACUGGAGGAAGGCAGUCCCAAGAUGGAACAUGAGGAUUUUGUAAUGGAAGGGCAUGGCAAGACUCCACCUCCUGGUGAAGAAAACAAACAAGAGAAGGAGCAAGAAAGGGAAGAACAGUUAAUGGAAGACAAGAAAAGGAAGAAAGAGGAUAAGAAAAAGAAGGAAUCUACUCAGAAGGUCACAGAUCAAAAAACCAAAGUGCCCGAAGUGACGAAACCAAGUUCAAGCCAGCCAGUGGCCGCCAGCCCAAUUGGCAGCUCUCCAUCGCCACCAGUCAAUGGUGGCAACAAUGCCAAAAGGGUGGCAGUGCCGAACGGACAACCGCCAAGCGCCGCCCGCUACAUGCCUCGGGAGGUGCCGCCGCGAUUCCGUUGCCAGCAGGACCACAAAGUGUUACUGAAACGUGGGCAGCCCCCUCCUCCAUCCUGUAUGCUACUUGGGGGUGGGGCAGGGCUUCCUCCCUCUUCAGCACCUGGAGCAAACCCAAACAACGCACAACCAGUGAUAGGAGCAGUGCUGCAGAGCGAUAGUGGGACUGCAACAGAUUCAACAAUUGGAGGUGCUGCUGCUUCAAAUUAUGCAAAUUCCACUUGGGGUUCUGGAGCCGCCUCCAACAACGGCACCAACGCCAACCCAACUCACGUCUGGGACAAGGUGAUUGUAGACGGGUCUGACAUGGAAGAGUGGCCUUGUAUUGCCAGCAAAGACGCUGAGUCUUCUUCCGAAAAUACCACCGAUAACAACAGUGCCUCGAACCCUGGCUCAGAGAAGAGCACUCUGCCAGGAAGCACCACUAGUAACAAAGGAAAAGGAAGCCAGUGUCAGUCUGGAAGUGCUGGGAAGGAAUGUAAUCUUGGGGCCUGGAAAUCUGACCCCAAAGCUAAAUCUGUUCAAUCUUCCAACCCUGCUGCGGAGAGUAACAAUGGACUAGGAAAUUGGAGGAACUUGAGUGGGCAGGACAGAAUAGGCCCUGGUUCUGGCUUCAGCAACUUUAACCCAAAAAGCAACCCAUCUGCCUGGCCAGCACUGGUUCAAGAGGGCAAUUCUAGGAAAGGGAUUUUGGAGUCUGAUAAUGGUAACGCCAAUGCACAGAUUAGUACAGUAGGUCAGACCUCUAGGGAACAGCAGUCAAAGAUGGAAAACGCGGGUGUUAACUUUGUUGUCUCUGGCAGAGAACAGGCUCAAAUACAUAACACUGAUGGACCAAAAAAUGGAAACACUAACUCCUUGAACUUAAGUUCGCCAAACCCUAUGGAGAAUAAGGGAAUGCCCUUUGAAAUGGGCUUGGGGAACCCCUCCAGAAGCACUGACGCCCCUUCACAAAGCACUGGAGAAAGAAAGACUGGGAGUGUUGGAUCUUGGGGUACAUCUAGGGGGCCUUCUGGAACUGACACAGCCGCUGGACAAAGCAAUUCUGGAAACCAUGGGAACAAUGGAAAGGAUAGAGAGGACUCCUGGAAAGGAGUUUCUGUUCAAAAACCUAAUGGGUCAAGAAAUGAUUCUUGGGAUAACAACAACAGGUCUGUGGGUGGUGGGUCUUGGAACUUUGGCCCUCAGCACUCAAAUGAAAACAAAUGGGGUGAAGGGAACAAAUUGACAUCUGGGGUCUCUCAGGGAGAAUGGAAACAGCCGUCUGGGUCUGAUGAACUGAAGAUUGGAGAAUGGAGUGGUCCAAACCAACCAAAUUCUAGCACUGGAGCAUGGGACAAUCAAAAGGGCCACCCCCUUCCUGAAAACCAAGGCAAUUCCCAGGCUCCCUGUUGGGGAAGAUCUUCCAGCUCUACAGGAAGUGAGGUUGGAGGUCAAAGCACUGGAAGCAACCACAAAGCAGGAAGUAGUGACAGUCACAAUUCUGGACGCCGAUCAUACAGGCCUACGCAUCCUGAUUGCCAGGCAGUCUUGCAGACUUUGCUGAGCAGGACUGAUUUGGACCCCCGUGUGCUUUCAAACACUGGCUGGGGCCAAACUCAAAUUAAGCAAGAUACAGUUUGGGAUAUUGAAGAGAUGCCAAGGCCCGAGGGGAAAUCUGAUAAAGGAACUGAGGGGUGGGAGAGCUCUGCCACACAGACAAAGAACUCAGGGGGCUGGGGAGAUGCACCCAGCCAAAGCAAUCAAAACAAGUCUGGAUGGGGUGAGCUCUCAACCCCCACAGAGUGGAAGGACCCCAAAAACACAGGAGGGUGGAAUGACUAUAAGAACAACAAUUCUUCUAGCUGGGGAGGAGUAAGACCAGAAGAAAAGCCUUCCUCUUGGAAUGACAAUUCCAACAAGGAUCAAGGGUGGGGUGGACGGCAACCUAAUCAAGGAUGGUCUUCAGGAAAGAACGGUUGGGGAGAGGAAGUUGACCAAACAAAAAACAGUAAUUGGGAAGGUGCAGGAAACAAACCAGUGUCGGGUUGGGGUGAAGGUGGGCAAAAUGAGAUUGGGACUUGGGGUAAUGGUGCAAAUGCAAAUGCCGCUUCAAAGGGCGGAUGGGAUGAUUGUAAAAGAACGCCAGCAUGGAAUGAGAAUGGUCGACAGACCAAUUCCUGGAAUAAGCAGCACCAGCAGCAGCAGGAGACUUCUGGCUCCUGGGGUCCACCACCUCCAGGUAAUGGGCGACCUCCAAAUCCAAACUGGAGCAGUGGGCCACAGCCAGCUGCCCCCAAGGACGAGGAACCCAGUGGCUGGGAAGAACCUUCUCCACAAUCAGUCAGUCGGAAAAUGGAUAUUGAUGAUGGCACUUCAGCAUGGGGAGACCCUAGCAGUUAUAACUACAAGAAUGUGAACCUGUGGGACAAGAACUCGCAAGGGGGACAGGCUCCACGAGAACAAAGCCUGCCUACUCCAAUGACUAGCAAAUCAACAGCAUCAGUCUGGAGUAAAAGCACACCACCUGCUCCAGAUAAUGGUACGUCUGCCUGGGGUGAGCCAAAUGAAACCAGUCCCGGGUGGGGUGAAGUAGAUGAUACAGGAGCAUCGACAACAGGCUGGGGGAAUGCACCCUCCAACACCCCGAAUACCAUGAAACCUAGUUCCAAAUCUAUGCAAGAUGGCUGGGCAGAGAGUGAUGGGCCAGUAACAGGAACACGUCAUUCAAGCUGGGAAGAGGAGGAGGAAGGAGGAGUCUGGAACACAGCAGGCUCUCAAGGAAGCAGUUCCUCCCACAACUCAACAAGCUGGGGGCAAGGAGGAAAGAAACCACAAAUUAAGUGUUCAUUAAAAGGAGGAAAUAGUGAUUCAUGGAUGAACCCUUUAUCCAAACAGUUUUCAAACAUGGGAUUGCUAAGUCAAACUGAGGACACUCAAGGCAGUAAGAUGGACAUGUCUGUUGGUGGUCUCCCAGAUAAGAAAUUUGAGGUGGACAAACGAGCCAUGAACCUCGGGGAUUUUAAUGAUAUAAUGAGAAAGGAUCGAUCUGGGUUCCGUCCACCUAAUUCCAAAGACAUGGGAACCACAGAUAGUGGGCCUUAUUUUGAGAAGCUGACUUUGCCUUUCUCCAAUCAAGAUGGGUGCCUUGGGGAUGAGGCUCCCUGCUCUCCCUUCUCCCCUUCUCCCAGCUACAAGCUGUCUCCCUCUGGUUCCACACUACCCAACGUCAGCCUUGGGGCAAUCGGCUCAGGGCUCAACCCCCAAAACUUCGCUGCUAGACAAGCUGGCAAUCAUGGUUUAUUUGGAAACAGCACAGCGCAGUCGAGGGGCAUGCACACACCAGUGCAGCCACUAAACCCUUCCCCCAAUAUCCGGGCACAAGUGCCUCCCCAGUUUCUUUCCCCUCAGGUUUCUGCCUCCGUGCUCAAGCAGUUUCCCAACGGUGGCUUGAACCCAGGUCUUUUCAAUAUAUCUCCUCAACAGAUUGCUAUGCUGAGUCAGCUUCCAAAUAUUCCUCAGUUUCAACUAGCAUGUCAGCUUCUUCUUCAGCAACAGCAGCAACAGCAGCAGCAACAACAGCUGUUACAGAACCAGAGAAAGAUUUCUCAAGCUGUGCGACAGCAGCAAGAGCAACAGCUUGCUCGUAUGGUGAGUGCCCUCCAGCAGCAGCAAAGGCAGCCUGGCAUGAAGCAUUCUCCAUCCCAUCCAGUUGGGCCUAAGUCACAUUUAGACAGCAUGGUACCCAAUGCUCUGAAUGUGGGUCUCUCAGAUAUACAGACCAAAGGGCAAAUACCCGGAUAUGGUUCUGGGUUUGGUUCAAGUGGCAUGGAUUAUGGCAUGGUGGGAGGGAAAGAAGCUGGAUCAGAAUCUCGCUUUAAACAGUGGACUUCUAUGAUGGAAGGGCUGCCCUCCGUAGCUUCACAAGAUGCCAAUGUGCACAAAAAUGGUGCAAUAGUGCCCCCUGGAAAAGCCCGUGGAGGGUCGCCCUACAACCAAUUUGACAUAAUCCCAGGCGACCCGCUGGGUGGCCAUUCAGGCUCUGCUGGCGAUAGCUGGUUACCUGCCAAAUCUCCACCAACGAACAAGAUCGGAAGCAAAUCCAGCAAUGCCAGCUGGCCUCCAGAGUUCCAGCCGGGAGUGCCAUGGAAAGGUAUUCAAAACAUUGACCCUGAAUCUGACCCCUAUGUGACCCCUGGAAGUGUGUUGGGGGGUACAGCCACCUCUCCCAUUGUUGAUACUGACCACCAACUUCUGCGGGACAACACCACAGGGUCUAAUUCUUCCCUCAACACCUCGCUGCCUUCACCUGGUGCCUGGCCCUACAGUGCCUCUGACAAUUCCUUCACCAAUGUUCAUAGCACUUCAGCAAAAUUCAGUGAUUACAAAUCAACAUGGUCCCCAGAUCCCAUAGGACACAAUCCCACUCAUCUCUCCAACAAGAUGUGGAAAAACCAUAUUUCCUCAAGGAACACUACAGGGCUGCCCCGCCCACCACCUGGCCUGACCAACCCAAAACCAUCAUCUCCCUGGAGCAGCACAGCACCCCGAUCGGUCAGGGGGUGGGGGGCACAGGACUCAAGACUUGCCUCUGCCUCUACCUGGAGUGAUGGUGGCUCAGUUCGUCCUAGCUACUGGCUGGUUCUUCACAAUCUCACUCCACAGAUCGAUGGGUCAACCUUGAGGACGAUCUGCAUGCAGCAUGGCCCACUGCUGACAUUCCAUCUGAACCUGACCCAGGGCACCGCCCUAAUCCGAUACAACACCAAACAGGAGGCGGCCAAGGCCCAGACUGCACUGCACAUGUGUGUGUUGGGAAACACUACCAUCCUGGCUGAAUUUGCCACAGAUGAGGAGGUUAGUCGCUUUCUGGCACAAGCUCAGCCCCCGACACCUGCAGCAACCCCAAGUGCACCUGCAGCAGGCUGGCAAUCCCUGGAGACAGGACAGAACCAGACAGAUGCAGUUGGACCUCCUUUGAAUCUUUUUGGUGGGUCAGCAGGGCUUGGGCAGUGGAGCAGCAGUGGUGGCAGCAGCAGUGGGGGCGAUCUCUCUGGCGCUUCAUUGUGGGGGCCUCCAAACUAUUCUUCAAGCUUGUGGGGGGUCCCAAGUGUAGAGGAUCCCCAUAGAAUGGGCAGUCCUGCUCCCUUACUACCUGGAGACCUUCUGGGAGGAGGGUCGGAUUCAAUCUGAACUUAGAACUUUCAACUCUGACCUCGUGACCUUUUUUGGAACAGCAGCAGCACUAACUUGACCUUUUCGUUUUUUUUCAACUUGCAAUAAAUACAUUUUUAAAAGGAAAAAAGAAAACGGAGAGAGAAAAAAGGUGGGUCAUUGACAGACUGUCUGAGCACAUAGUUGCCUCCCUUAUAUAACUUCAGUUUUUUCGUUUGGAAUAUGAAUCCAAAAAGAGAACAUAUCACUCUUGAAAUACUUGAAUCAUGAACGCCAACUUAGAAAGACAAUGUGAAGCAAGUACACAUACCAUUUAAAUUUAAACACAAAAAAUUAAAAAAAUUAGUUUCUAGUUUUUCACUUUUUCAUGUUAUACGGAAGUUGUUGCUAAGAAACAUAUAUACUGAAAAAUAGCUUUUUAACUUUGUUUGCACUGGGUGUGUUUCCGUCCUUAGGUCUACCAUUUUGGGUGGGGUUGGGGUUCAAAAGAAUUGCAGGGGUGGGGGAGGGGAAGACUUGACGGAGCCUCACUUUAAAAACAAAAAAAAAUGAAAAAAAAAAAACCCUCAAAAAAAUCCCAACACUUUGUGAUUGGCUGGUUGAGAAAUACCAGUGUGUUCUGGCACAUGUAACUGCCCAUGUGUGCUUGUUUCUGGUGAGCGCGCAUUUUCUCCUUCUCUCUCUUGGCUGUCUCAGAAUGCUGCAUUGCUGAUGGGUCUGUGGGCUGGCUGGCCAUCUGUGUGUCUUGAUUCUGAAAACAAGUAUAGAGGAAUCCCAGUGACUGAAACAAAAUUUUCUUGGGCUGGAUUUGUCAAAUCUUUUUGGUUUUUUUUAAUUGAUUUUCGGAGGGUGCUAAUUCAAGUUUGCAGAUCAUAUUGAAUGUGGGUUGUUGCUUCCUAGCCCUUGUUCUAACCCUGUGGUAGAGCAAAACACUGCCAUGUCCGAAGGAUUUGGUGUGAAGGGAAGCCAGUGUUGUCUUUUGAGUAGCAGUGUAUUUAUUUAUUUAUGUCUGCAUGUGGGGUUUUGAUGAGUAAACCCUAGAAUGUUUGUUUUAUAAUGCAAGCCAUUCUUUUUUUCUUCUGUGGAGGGUAAAACAGAGGAUAGAAGACAUCACGUUUAUAUGUGGCUAAGAGCAGUGUUCUUAUCUAGUCCCUUGCAAUCUUCAGUAUCUUUGGAAAAUGAGUCUCUCAUCGCUCCCCCAAACCGUAUACAUGUACUCAUGUCCAUUCAUGAAGUAUCCAUCAAAACCCUGAAAUUCCAGCCCAACCAACAUUAUUCUCUUAAUUGAUUUACUGCUUAUAUUAAAACUGACAAAACUAAGUUGUGUCAGCAGUUUGCUGGCCUGCCUGCCUCAUCUCCUGAAAGCACAUGCAGCUAAUUCCUUUCCUUUCUGCAUCCCUUCUGAUGAGUGUUACCUGUGCCAGGCCGUGGUGUAUUACAGUACCAGGCCAUCGCUGACAGAAACGUUUACUUACGAAUGUUCUUAAACCAGUGUGUACUUCAAAUGUUUCCUUUUGUUUCUCUGUGUUGUGUUUUUUUCCUGUGUACGUGGUUUUGCUUAGGCAAGUAUAUAACUAGCAAAGACUUUUUUUAAAGUAUUGCACCUUUUUUUGUUUUUACUUUUUCUGUACUGUUGCUUUUUAAUUUCUGUAUUUAACGAAAGAUUUGUUUGGGAUUUUUUGAGCAUCAGUGUAGUAGUACUCUGGGCAGGAUGGGGUGACCUUUAAUCCACAGUGCUAGCCAGUGUGUGCAUGCGUGUGCACACUGGGAACAAAACUUACAACACUGCUUGUUGUGAAAAGAGCUGUAGCAGACCUGAAGGAACAUCCCUUUACACAAAGCAGGAGAUAUUUUGUGGGGGCAGGGAGAAGAGGGAAGAGAGAGGACGGUACUCUUCUGAGAAGUGCCACCACUAGUUGGAUGGUGUCAAGCUCUGUGUUAUACUGUUUAGCAUAAAGUGCUGACAUUCUGUACCAGCAAAUACCUACCCAUUCCAACCCUUAGUGGGAGCAUACCUCUGUUGUCCUUAUUAACUGUAGAUGUGGGGAGCGGAGGGGAAUCUCUUUUCUUUAGCAUCUUCACUGAAGGAUACAAUAGUGUCUAAUGUAUUUAACUCUUUAAACAUUGAGGGGAAUGGAAAAGGCAAACUGAAAUUGUGUGUGUGUGUGUGUGUGUGUGUGUGUGUGUGUGUGAGAGAGAGAGAGAGAGAGAGAGGAGGGAAAGGUGGAGGAAUUCUGAGACUUUUUUAAAUUGCCAUAUCUGUGUAAACCCAGUGUGACAUUGAAGGCUGACUGAGGGGAAUGCUACAUCUACAUAUGCUUAUAGAUUCAUAUGCAAAGUGUUAUGUGACCCAAAGGGUGUGGGUGUAUAAACUGGAGUCUGCAACAUACUAUCUGGUCCUUUUUUGAAUAUUAUUUUUUAUUUGUGUUUUGUUUUUUGUUUUUUGGUUUUUUUUACUGUGCUCUCUCCUCCAUCCCACCAUACACAUUGAAGCCAAUGUUUUUCUUCCAACUCCUGCCAGUUAGGUUUGUUCCCUCCCUCCCCCCAGGCAGAGCUACAUUGUCUCUGGUAGCCUCAGCAUGAAGAUCAGCCAUGCACAGAGAUGCAGGAGAGAUAAAACCCCUGUGCCAGCAGUACUUUUCCAAUGAAGCACCUAUAAUGGCCUGAAUAAGCCAGUAUCCAUUCUGUCAUGUGACUCGCCCAUGCUGGUUCACUGCUGUGUUCCCACCCCUUCACUUCUCUCUCCCAACCUGCCCUAAGGUCCCUUUACCUGCACUUUGGGUUAGAUGAGUUCAUUGCGAUACUACGGUGAAAGCCGGGUGCUAGAGCCCCUCUUGUUUACAAGACAUAAUGAGGGAUUUGAAAUAUUUAAAAAUGAAAAGCUAAAAUGUUCUUCCAUAGUAAGCUUAAAGAGGAAAAAAAAUUAAAACUUACACACAAAAAAAGACCAAAAAGUUCACGCAUGCAUGCAUGCAUAUAUAUUAGAUGAAGACUAACUCUGGGAGCAUUUAACAGUGUUCUUUGUUUUUGUUUAACAUUUAUUUUCCUGCUUUAAAUUUGCAAGCUUUCUCAGGAAUUCUAGGGUAGGAAGCCAGUUUUUGAAUAUGGUUUAUUUAACCUUAUCUUAUCCUAAAUAAAUGGCUGUUUCUUUCCUGUUGAUAAACUUUUACAAGUUCCUGAAUCUUCAAAAACUUUGAAAGUUUUUACUUAAAAAAAAAAUUAAAAAGCAGAAAAAUCUCCAAAUGUUACUGUCAUAACUGGGGAUCAAGCAUUUUAAAGACUGUAAAAAAUAAUAAUUACGACAAAUUCAAUAAGCACAAUAGAAAUUCAUUGUAUUCUUAAAAAAACAAGUUGUGGGAGAAGGGUUGUUCUUUGUAGAGUGCUGUUAGUCUCAUGUGGGUACAGUUGCAUGGGGUGGGAGAGAGAUGUGUGAAUGGAAAUAUAAUCACUUAGUUCUUUUUCAAUGAAAAUUAGACUGAACUAUCCCUCCAAGCACCUUUUUAAAAAAAAAAAAAAAAAAAAAAAAAAGGAAACUGUAAACCUAACCCAUACCUAUGGAAUAUCCUAGCAAUGGAGUGGUUGUAUCUUGUCUCCUUUUUAAUACAGAAAAUGAUCAAGAGGGGAGAGAAUUUGAAAGUCUCCUGUGAAAUGUACAUUAGAGAACAAAAGUGAUUUAUUUUUAAGUUUCCAACUACCCCUUAGUCAAUGUUAAUCCCCAUUAUGAAGAUUUGCUGCUUUCUUUUCUUUGUGUCUCACCCAGAAAUGUACUUUAAUUUUAGUUUUUUUGAGGGGAAUAUUUAAGCUCUCCUGCUGAUCCCACAGGUGCCAGCUGUCAGGCCUCCCCGCCCUGAGAACAACUUUGCUGAUCUCAGUGUUGGGAUGAAUAACUCCUGUCUCCCACCAGAAAGGGGAGAGGGGCCUAAUCUGCCUGAAGUUUUUAGGCAGAAACCACAAGCCACUUUAGUGCCUUUGUACGUAUACCCACACAUUCUGCAAAUGGAGGCAUAUGUAAUCCAGUCACUCCAUGAAAAUGAAUGCACCUGCUCUUAGGAUAGAAAAUUUGAUGCAGUGUUACAUAACAGAAGAAGUAAGAAUGCUUUUUAUGAUUUGAAAAAUCAAAUGCCAAGUUUCUCCUAUCACUUCAGUUGUGCUCUGUUUGUGUGUUGCAUUCUUCCUGCAAGUGUGUGCAUGCAAGUGCGUUAAAAACAUAUGCCAAGUUAAUUUGGAAAAUCAUAGUGUGAUUGGCCCAUAGAGAGGGAUUUAGUUUCUUUUUUCUUUUUUUAAAUUGAGGGGAAGAUAUUUAUCUGAAUGCUUUGCCAGAGGCUGUGCUUUAUCAAUUGGCAAUGUCCAAAGAACAGAAAAUGGUAGGACUUAGUGAAAAACAACCAAGGCCUUUGCUGCAGUCCCUUGGAAACAGCCAGAGCUGAUGACUACUAAGAGGUUAGAACACUGAAUCUUUGGCUGUGUCAUUUCAUAAGGGCAUCCUUCCUCUCUCCAAAAACACCCCCAUCCCUGAACUCUAUAUAGGCUUUAUCUUUGGCACUUGUAUCUUGAGUCAUCAAUUUAUAAGUUGCUUGAGGGACUUUAAUACCUCCCAUUUUCCAGUCUGAACAAAUUUGUCAAUUUUGGUCCUGUCCAAAUUUAUAGUUGAAACCAUGCAAGUAAUACUUGUCUAAACGCUGUCACUAGCUUGGUUCUAUAAUGUUUUUUCUGACCAUUUUGAACAAUAGUUUUGGAGGACCAUGCUAACCAGACAGCACUCUCCUAUAGGCCAAAUAUGGCUUGCCUUUCUCAAACAAGCAGUUCUAUUUGAUGUCAGUGCCUGAAAGAGGCAAGUAGGAUUUGGUACUGGGUAGAUCUGGCUUUUAGAUCACUGUUCUCGAGAAGGCAUUUGUGACUCUCCUGGUCAGGAAAAAUGUGCCAGUUGCUGCUAGCAUUGUUUCACAUGAACACCAUGAAAAGAAAACUAGGAAAAGUUUGUGAGAAGAAGUGGAAAGGGCGCAUCUUGGAAUAGAUUAUGAAUCUCUACUGCCAGUUGAGGUCAAAUAUCAAGUCCUUCCUGUUAGUCUCAAAAACAACAUCUUCAGUUUCCCAAGAUGUUAAUGAAGAAACAAAGAAUGCACCUUGUAGCAGUUCUGUUCUUGAUUCUUGCUCCUCAUGGCCAUAAAAUCUAAACACAUACAUGUCUCAAUUAUUAUUCCUUUCUUCCUGAUUUCCUGUCUCCUCUGUUUUAAUCCUCCACUGUUUUAAUUUUUCUAAUUACAUUUUAGCAAUUUUUCCUUUUAUGUUCUAUUUUCUAUAAAUUCUGCUCCAGUACCAGUUGCUUCCCUCCUUCCCCCAAAUGUUGCCUGAAUUGUCUGUAGGCUUAUUCUCUGAAUUAGAUGGGUUUGAACUCUUCUCCCUUCUGCCAUAGUAACUUUUAUGAAAGUGAUAGUGAAGAUUUCUAGUAUGCAAAAUGAGAAACACGAGCAAAGUAGGAAGUCUUAAAAUAUGACACCACUUCUAGUGGAAAGCAGAUUUAAUUUCUUGCACUGGGUGCUCUUUGGGAAGACUUUUAGUCUUUUCAAAUAUGCCUGUGCUUUUCUGGACACUUUUCCAUCAAUGCUGAGGACCUCUACAAUCAGAUGGUGUGAACUUUUUCUUAGACUUUGGCUUUCUGAUGUCCAGGUUAAACAGACCGAAGAAUUUAUGUAUUGAACAGAGACCUUAAGCCAAACACGUUUUACUCUGAAGUAUAAACAGGAUGUUUUCAGUAGACUCCAAUAUUAGAGAACAAUUCAGCCUUUGUAUUAAGUUGACCUCUCUUUUUUUUUCUUUUUAAAUUCAUCUUGAAGCUUUCAAAAAUUAGUACAUUAGAAAUCUUGGUCUUCCUACUUAACACUGUUUUUCAUUGCAGGGAUUUGAACUGGCAAAGGUGACUGGUGUAAUACUUUGUAAAAGCCAACUUUCUCCUCAGUGUAUGCUCUUCUUCCUUAUCAAAUGCUGCCACACCUCCUCUGUUCAUGCCUUGAUUGUAGAAUAAUCUUCUGCUUCAUCCCUCAGCUGCCUUUCCCUCUUCCUGGGUCUGACUUUGCUCUUGCAUGUGGCUCUCCCAUUGACUUUAA
Gopherus flavomarginatus (Mexican gopher tortoise) is the source of this 11761-nucleotide messenger RNA. It is a transcript of the gene TNRC6B, whose product is annotated as trinucleotide repeat containing adaptor 6B. NCBI's taxonomy places the organism in Eukaryota, Metazoa, Chordata, Testudines, Testudinidae. Gene Ontology annotation, biological process: miRNA-mediated post-transcriptional gene silencing; positive regulation of nuclear-transcribed mRNA poly(A) tail shortening. Gene Ontology annotation, molecular function: nucleic acid binding. Gene Ontology annotation, cellular component: P-body; nucleoplasm. The coding region runs from base 111 to 5675 and encodes 1854 amino acids. The transcript has 25 exons. The record is from RefSeq and is a predicted model, not a curated record.